Molecule: messenger RNA, 435 nt
Organism: Cylindrotheca closterium
Lineage: Eukaryota; Bacillariophyta; Bacillariophyceae; Bacillariales; Bacillariaceae
Source: the annotation of a GenBank genome assembly
AUGGGUAUGAUCCACCACAUGUUGAAUGGAACCCCAAUCGAUUUCUUCUCUAAGGAGCAGUCAACUGUUGAGACUGCUUCUUAUGGUUCUGAGUUUGUAGCCGCUCAAACCUGUGUCAAACAGAUCAUGGAUCUUCAACAGACCCUGAGGUACCUUGGUGGGCCAAUCAAAGGUCAAAGCUACAUGUUGGGUGACAAUGAAUCUGUUGCAAACAGUUCUUCCCGACCUGAAGCUAAGCUACACAAGCAACAUAUUGCAUUGUCGUUCCACCGUGUGAGAGAAGCAGUAGCAUCCAACAUGCUAUCUUUUAUCCACAUUGAAGGUGCUCUCAACCCCGCUGAUAUUCUCACCAAACAUUGGGGUCAUCAGCAAAUUUGGCCUCUAUUACCAACUCUAAUGUUCUGGUCUGGAGAUACUGCUGAUAAAGAGGACUAG